Besnoitia besnoiti is the source of this 438-nucleotide messenger RNA. RefSeq lists its product as uncharacterized. NCBI's taxonomy places the organism in Eukaryota, Apicomplexa, Conoidasida, Eucoccidiorida, Sarcocystidae. The coding region runs from base 1 to 438 and encodes 145 amino acids. The record is from RefSeq and is a predicted model, not a curated record. The transcript has a single exon.
AUGACAUCCUCCCGGCAAUUCCUCUUCUGUUGUCUCGCGCUUUCAACAUUGACCGGUGGAGCCUUUGGCGCCUUCCCUGAAAAGCUUCUGGGACGCGAAGCCAGGCCGGGAAUCAAGGUGGAGGAACCCAUGGAAGCAAUGAGUGAAAUGAUGAAGGGUAUGAUGGAGUUUCAGCGAAUGAUCGAGAAAGAUUCCAUGGUCAACGCGAAAGCGCUUGAGGCCCUUCCCUCCGUUGACAUGUCAAGCUUCCUCGACACUCUGCGCUCUCUAAUUACGGCGAAGUUCGAGUUGCUCUCUGGACUCAUUGGGGGUAUCGGAAGCGGUUCCGAUCUGGGAAGCAUACUGCCUGGUCUUUUAGGUGGUUCUUUGCUUCCUAGCCUGCCCGAGCUCAGCUUUCCAGGUCUGCCUUCUUUGACACCGGGGGCUCAGACAGCUUGA